GUGGGCGGGGCUAAAGGCGGAAGCGCUGUGUGUUUCUGAAAGGGAGCGUGCGGUCCUGGCUGUGAGAGCUGUCAACUCUUUGGAGUUCAUAACUACUGAUCAAAUUUACAUGAAGUAGCUGGUUAAACACCACUUGUUUGUCCAGGAAUGGGAGCUAACAACAGCACGCGUCGCGUGUCUUUUGAGUCGGACGAGAAUGAGAAUAUAACGAUAGUGAAGGGCAUAAGGCUCUCAGAGAAGGUCAUCGACCGCAUGAGGGAACCCUCAGGCCCACCACAGCCCCCCAUCAGAACCCCUCCUGCUUCUCCUCCCGUGGUUGAUCCUCUGCCAGCACUGGUGCCAAUAUCUCCUCCACCUGUCACUUCCUUUCCACCUCCUUCCUUGCCAGAGCGAGUAAAACUCCCUGAGCAAGUGACCACUCCUGCACCUCCUCCUCCUCCUCCACCACCAGCAGAGCCGGCCAUUUUCCCCCCACCUCCUCCUGUAGCGACAGCAGCAGCUGAAUCAGUGGGUGCUGUAUCAGCCCCUGCAGGUGAGUCCAUUUCUCCACCUGCUGCCGUAGCUGAGCUUACAACAGCAUCUCCACCUGUGGAAAUAAUUGCCCCACCUCCCUCUUCUAAACCCAGCACUUCUCCUCCCCUUGCUGAUUCUGUUGCCUCCCCUCUUGCUUUUGAGCUUUUCACACCUCUUCCUCCCCCGGUAGAAUCCAUUCCUACCCAUCCUAUCACUAAAACCGCUUCUGAAUCCAUCUCUGCUCCACCUGUAGAAAUAACCACCCCCUCCCCUCCAGCUGAACUUGUCGCUCCUGUUGCUUCCGCUGCUGAAACUAUCCCGCACCCUCCUCCGUCUGUAGAAAAACCUGUGGCUUCUUCAACACCACCACCUCCUACCGCGGAUGAGUCUGAACUGAGAAGAAAGAUCGCUGAAGAGCUGCAGAAAGGCCUGGAGGAAGAGAGGAGAAAGGCACGAGAGGAACUCAACCGAUGGCUGGAAAAGGAAAAGUCCCAGGCUCAUGUUCAGGCCCAGGCAGAAGCUCAAACCCAGGUAAAGGACGAGGUGAGCAGGAUCCUUGCAUUAGAGAAAGAGCAGAGCAUCCAGAAAGCCAUACUGAGAGAAAGAGUCACUGCUGAGGAUGAAAGACUGCAAGCUCAGAUAUAUCAGAUGGAGAGAAAGGCUAGACAGUUGGAGGAGAGAGACAAAGAGCUCCGGAAGCAGGAUGCCUUCUACAGAGAGCAAGUGGCCAAGCUGAAGGAAAGGAGUGCCCAGUUCUACAAGGUGACCAAUGAAAACUAUCACAAGGCAGCAGACGAGGUCAACGCCAAGUUCAAGCGGUAUGAAAUUAGUCCAGUGUGCACCGACCUUCAGGGGCAGAUUCUGAAGUGCUACAGAGAAAAUGCCGGGAAAACUCUGCUGUGCUCCAACAUCGCCUCUCUAUACAUGCAGUGUGUCAACAAUGCUAAACGGGACAAGUUGAGGACUGGAGGUUAAGUCUCUGAGCAGGAAGAGAGGAAGACCUGUUUGUAUCUGUGAUCUCACCGUUUAUCGACUGUCGCCAAGGAAAGACGCCACCCAGAGACACACCUGAACCAGAAUCUGCAGUGAUAGACUCCCUUGAACCUUCCUUUUUUACCUAUACCCUUUCCCAUCACUUUUACCUUCCUCCCUGUUAUUUCUCCUUUAUCCAGUAAAGGGAAACUGGUAUCCAUUUAUGAAAUGGACAGAAUCAGUAAACAGCGGCGAUCGUAGGUGGAACUCAAACGUUCUGAGCACCACGUUUUUUGGUUCACAAAGGAUUGCACACAGUGAAGAGAACCAAACUAGACACCAAAUAUUGGCCACUCUAGGCCAAUCUAGAACCAACCACAGCAGAACUCAGAAAUCUGAGUUGGUUCUAGAUUUGGUGGGUCUGGUUACGUAGCGUCAUUUAUCCAGCCGUCAUACCUGUGAUCACCACAAUCCUCCAUCACACUUCCCAUUGCACUAGUCACAUCUUCCAGCUGUUCGUUGUGUUUUCGCGGGUGAUGUUCAUUGACGUUUUUUUUUUUGUCUUGUCGUUAACACAGAAAGUUCAGGUCUGAUCCCCUGAUCUGCUUUAAAGAUUAAACAAUUCAAACCCUAAA
Molecule: messenger RNA, 2120 nt
Organism: Sinocyclocheilus rhinocerous
Lineage: Eukaryota; Metazoa; Chordata; Actinopteri; Cypriniformes; Cyprinidae
Gene: chchd3a
Product: coiled-coil-helix-coiled-coil-helix domain containing 3a
Exons: 9
Coding region: 148-1488 (446 amino acids)
Biological process (GO): inner mitochondrial membrane organization
Cellular component (GO): mitochondrion; MICOS complex
Source: RefSeq, a predicted model, not a curated record